AUGAAAUUGAAAAGAUUUUUCUAAACAGCUGCCAAAUAAGUAUUAGAACAUUAACAAGAAAGUAGUAAUAAUAAAUAAUAAAAAUCUUUUAAAGAAGUCAAGUUUCCGUAUAAUUUUAGAGGAAUGCCUGAUUUUCUUCCUAUAUAAAAAGAACACGAUAAUAUGAUUAUUAAAAACAGCCCACCUGAAAUAUAUGAAGAAUUUUUAAAAAAUUUAAAUAGAAGAAUGGUGUGGUUUAUGAAAGGUUUACAAUCAAACAAUGAUGAGGAAUUUCCUUAUAUGGAAUUAAAUUUUUUCCUAAAAGUUAAAUAAUCAUUAGAAAUAUUAAAAAACAAUGGAUAUAAAGUCCACUUUAAAGAAGAAGACUCUGCUUUACUUUCUAAAAAAAAGGAAAUUUCUAUUUUCGAAACUACCCAUAUAAUAGGCCUUAAUUCAAACCGUGCUUAUAAUUAAAACGUUGAAGAUUAUGAUAUUAAUAGAGAUUUAGAAGAAAAAGGCAUUCUUAUGUUUACUUUGAAAGAUUUUGACCCUCAAGAAUUAGAAUAAAAUGAUAUUUUAGACCCUAAAAUGAUUAGAGAUGAAAAUAAUAAAUUAAUACUAAGGGUUCAUGUCAAAAGUUAUAAUAAAUAUAUUGUUUAAAUUGAAGAUUCUAAUGGAAAUAUAGUUUCGGAAAAACCAGAAACUUAUAUUCAUACAGCCGUUUUUGAAAACUAACUUAGAAAUCCCCCUAAAUUUUCUACUUUAAAAACUACUUACCUUGAAUGGUUAAAACUUUAUAGAAUCCAUAAUGAUUGGAAAUUAGUUGAUUUUGAUAGAUUUUUGUAAGGAAAUAGACUUCUUUAUUCUGAAAAUGAUCAAACGGAAAUAUAUUAAACUAAAGGAUGA
This is a messenger RNA of Ichthyophthirius multifiliis, 885 nucleotides long. RefSeq lists its product as hypothetical. The record is from RefSeq and is a predicted model, not a curated record. The transcript is spliced from 4 exons. NCBI's taxonomy places the organism in Eukaryota, Ciliophora, Oligohymenophorea, Hymenostomatida.